GGAUGCAAGGUCCUGGGUGGGCUUGGCCAGGGUCGGUGUCAGAUGAUGGCCAGCGUCAUCCUACAGCGAUUCCUCGCUCCUCCUCCCUCCCCGGGAGGUUUCGCCGAAGGGCUUAGGCGACCCGUUCUGCUCCUCCCUCUCCUCCUCCUCCUCCUCCUCCUCUUCCUCCUCCUCCUCCCUCCUCUCCCUCCUCCUCCUCCUCCUCCUUUUUCCUGCUUCCUCCUCCUCGUCCACUCGUCGUCCUCCUGCUCUUCCUCCUUCUCCUCCUCGGGUCGCCUACGGCCCCGGGGGAAGUCAUCCACUUCCCCCCCGCUGUUCUUCGCCGCGGCCUUCCCGCCGUGGAGGUACCGCAGCAAGUACCAGCCCGCGCAGGAAUGCUACGACGCCAUCCAGGGCGGCUCGUGCUAUAUCGCCAGCGAGUGGGCGAGGAUUGUUGGCGUGCAGAAGCACCCGAGCUGGUACGACGCCAUCUCGGAGCCAGGCAGCUCGCGGACUUCCAGCAGAAGCCCGCGGGCAGUUCUGCGGGCUUCGUUGAUCCUUCGCAUCACCGUCAUUCACGUUACGUUCCAGUUCAAGGCGAAGCGCAUCAGUACUGUGGAAGCCGUGGACCAGGAGAGCAAGACCGUGGUGCUUAAGGCUUUCGGGUCUGCAGUGCCGUGGUCGACCGUCGAGGCGCCGUGGGCUGUCGGCCAGGUCGUGUUCCUCAAGAAUUGGACGGUCUCUAUUUAUAAAGGUGCCGCCCAGCUGCUCUGCGGGAAAGAGUCGCGAGCCUGCGUCGUCCCCCCCGACCGCAUCCCCGUGGGCUGUGAACCGGGCGACGAUCUCCUGAACAUCACGUCGGUCGAGGAGGCGGUUGCCGGGAACAUGGCCGCCAACCUCACAGUGGAAGUUUUGGAGUCCACAGACCCAGAGCCUUCCGCUCAGGAGGUCCCGAAGAUGGUGGCGGAAGCCAGCGUGAAGGACACGGAGUCAGGCGUCGUGACGCGGAUCCUGAUGUGGUCCGAGCUGGCGACGCACUUCGGCCCGUUGACCAAGGGCGACGUCAUCGUGAUCAGGGAUGUUCAGUUUCGCGAUGGCGUUGGGCACCUCUGGCCAGGUCGGUCGUUCAUCGAGGUGCAGGACACUGCGCGUGAAAACGAAGAGGCGGAAAGCUGAGUGGUGACGGAGAGCGAUUUUCCCGGCCGCCGUGUGUAUAUAUGUUUGAAAUCUUGGCGCGGAGCCCGUUUGAACGCUUUGAGGUGGCACCGCCAUGUGCUUGGGCGCCGGUGCGAUGGACAACGCUUGACGUUGGUCCUUGCCGUCAUAUGUAUAUACGUUUGAAAUCUUUGCGAUGGGCCCGUUUGAAUUUUUUGAGUGGCCCCGCCGUGUGCCUGGGUGCCGUUGGUGUACGUUAUUUUGAACUUCCGACCACGGCGAGCUGGAUAUGCGUGGUAUACGUGUCAGUCAUCAGUGAGCAAUAAAUGGGCUCAGCAAUGUGUGGGCUCAAGAGCCGCGACGCCAGCCGAUUGCAGGCAGCUCACUUUCCAUCCCAAUCGCAUCCCGACCGCUCUGUGUAGAUAGGUGUUUGUUCUGGGACGGCCACGACGCCCGCCCGCGUCAACUCGUGGCGACCGCUCCGCGGUGUACAGCGCGGUGCUCGGCCACAAGAUGCGGCAAAAGAGUGCGGCGUCGAGCAGCGCUAUUGGUUCCGUCGUCGUCG
This is a messenger RNA of Prorocentrum cordatum, 1699 nucleotides long. The record is from the annotation of a GenBank genome assembly. Lineage: Eukaryota; Dinophyceae; Prorocentrales; Prorocentraceae.